UAGCACGUAUAUUUAUUGUUUACAUAAUAUUUACAAAAUAUAUUUAUUCAUUUAAGUAACUAAACACACGAUGGGGAUAAGUAAAUUUGUUUAUUGUAUACGACUUAAAUAUUUUGCAACUUCGAUUAUUUUGGAGUAAGGGGUUCAUCGCAAGUUUACAUUUACAUAAGAGAUAAUACGAGUUUUAUCUUCACGAUUUUGAAUUAUAAAUAUGAUAAAUUCAAAAUAGACACAUAUGACAAGCAAUUUUAGUUCUUAUUACAGAAGAGAAUAUGGUGGAGCCAAUUUUUAAUUACCAAUUUCGUCUAAUUUUAAUUGGUGAUAGUACAGUGGGAAAAAGUUCUUUACUGAAAUAUUUUACUGAUGGAAAUUUUGCUGAGCUAUCAGAUCCGACUGUCGGUGUAGACUUUUUUGCACGUCUUAUUGAAGUGAAAGAUGGAACAAGAAUUAAAUUACAGUUGUGGGAUACUGCUGGACAAGAGCGAUUUCGUUCAAUUACAAAAUCCUAUUAUAGAAAUUCUGUUGGGGCACUACUUGUGUAUGAUAUUUGUAAUCGUGCAAGUUUUGAACAUAUUCCACUGUGGAUGAUGGAAGCUAAGAGACAUAUAGAGCCUCAUAAACCUGUGUUUGUUCUUAUCGGUUGUAAACUUGAUCUUCUUAGCACAGGCGGAAGAAGAGAAGUAUCUAAAGAAGAAGCUCUUGCUUUUGCUGAGCAAAAUGGUUUGCAUCAUAUUGAGACAUCAGCUCGUACCGGUUACAAUGUUGAGGAAGCUUUUUCUGUUGUAACACAAGAAAUUUACAACAUGAUUUUAUCAGGAGAAUAUAAAAUUGAAGAAGGUUGGGAUGGUAUCAAAACAGGUUUUGCAAAACCAAAUACUUUGGACUAUAAUUUAGUUGAAGCUGAAUCUGCAAAAAGUUCUUGUUGUUAAUAUUAUUAAAAUAUUUGUAAUAAAUACCAAACGUCAUUGGAACAUGUUUGCUGUUACUAAU
Ctenocephalides felis (cat flea) is the source of this 990-nucleotide messenger RNA. RefSeq names its product ras-related protein Rab-39B-like. NCBI's taxonomy places the organism in Eukaryota, Metazoa, Arthropoda, Insecta, Siphonaptera, Pulicidae. Gene Ontology annotation, biological process: Rab protein signal transduction. The coding region runs from base 273 to 929 and encodes 218 amino acids. Gene Ontology annotation, cellular component: Golgi membrane. Gene Ontology annotation, molecular function: GTP binding; GTPase activity. The transcript is spliced from 2 exons. The record is from RefSeq and is a predicted model, not a curated record.